Messenger RNA from Astyanax mexicanus (Mexican tetra), 2511 nucleotides. Its product is annotated as GTPase IMAP family member 4-like. Gene Ontology annotation, molecular function: GTP binding. The transcript has 3 exons. NCBI's taxonomy places the organism in Eukaryota, Metazoa, Chordata, Actinopteri, Characiformes, Acestrorhamphidae. The coding region runs from base 1678 to 2343 and encodes 221 amino acids. The record is from RefSeq and is a predicted model, not a curated record.
CUGUGCCAAGAAAAUACACUUUUCAUUCUAAGGCACAUUUAGGACUGUCUUUUAAUAGAGUAGAAAAAUAUGCCAAAAAAAAAAUAAAAUUAAUGUUUACCUUUAAGGGUCUAUAAGGUCCAUUUGUGAUGGUUAAACCCCAUCCGAGUGCUCCUGUAAUUCAAAGUUAAAUGCUAUCAAUCCACCAAGUGAAUUUGCUACAUCAUCAAAGAUCCAAUAAGCUUAAUUAGAAAAGUGAUAAACAUGAGUAGUGACACUUUAGUGCUACACUUUAAUGAUAUGAGAUGUAAUUGGAGAGUAAAAACUGGCCAAGGUCAAUGCCAUUUGUAUCUUCAGUGAAUUGGACAGAGCAAAACGACGGAAAGUCCUUUAGAUAUUUCACCAUACAAAAACUCAUUUCAGGGAGGCACACUGCCACACAACCCGCCAUCAACAAGUUACAGUCACUACCAUAUAUGGUAUAUAUAUGGUGUAUAUACCUAUAUACAAAUUCCAAAUAAAACUAUUGUCAUUCAGAGCAUAUAUUUGCAGAAAAUGAGAAUUGAGAAAGAAAUGCAGAGCUUUCAGACCUCAGAUAAUGCAAAGAAAAAAAGUUCAUAUUCAUAAGGUUUUAAGAGUUCAGAAAUCAAUAUUUGGUGGAAUAAGCCUGGUUUUCAUGCAUCUUGACAUGUUCUCAUCCACCAGUCUUACACACUGCUUUUGUAUAACUUUAUGCCUUUACUCCUGGUGCAAAAAUGCAAGCAGUUCCCCUGGGUUUGGCUUAUGAUCAUCAAUCUUCCUCUUGACUAUAUUUUAAAGGUUUUCAAUUUGGUAAAAUCAUAGAAACUCAUACAUUUUGAGUGGUCUCUUAUUUAUUUUCAUGAACUGUAUAUAUAUAUUUGACUGUCCAAUGGUUUUAGAUCAUUUUCUGAGCAGUAAGUAAUGAUUUGCUUAUUUAAACAGUAGUAUUAGAAGAAAUAAUAAUAAAAAAAAAAGAACCGGCAGAACUAAACUGAACACUUUACUGUUUUCAAAUACAGUGAUGGAGUGUAAAUCCCACCCACAGAGAACACCAAUAGAACAGAAAUAGACCAAUCAGGAUGCUCUGUACAUCACACUCACUAUGUCGUUACUUACUCACUCUGUCUUGAUUGAUUGCUCCCAGAAACGUGUAUGAGCAGUCCUGAUUUUUGGGAUAUUGUAUAUGAUUUGCAGGUUUCAUGGAGCUGCUAUCAAUAAGCGUGAAAUGAGAAGUGAGAUGUCUCUAGUGCCAUAACAUAAAAAAAACCUUUGGACAUUUGAUCUCUUGCAGAUACAUUCAUUACCUAGCAAAACACAUCUACAGAUGUCUCAAGUGUGGGCUUUCUGCUGGUCUUACAUUACGACACGUGUGACACAUACUGUACAAAAGUUACUGUGAGUCAGUGCUGAAGAAUAAUAUCUUAAUUCCUGGUCUGAAGGAACUUACGAACUUUCACUUCUGUGUUUAAAACCCAACCACCAAGAAGUGUUACACAGAAACAGCCUUCUUUAAUUUGACAGCAGUUUCUGUUGGUGAUGAUUUAGUAUGAAAUGCCACAAGGAACGUAGUGAGUGAAUGAUUGCUGUGAUAUUUUGGGAGGUAUUAACAUUUACUACCAUUUUAUUAGAAUUUUGUCAAGGAGUUGACUUAAGGAACUUUGAGGGUGAAGAGAGGACAUGGCAACCGCUUCAGAAGCAUCUAUUCAGGUGAAGAUAGUGCUGCUGGGAGGACGAUGGGCAGGAAAGAGUUCAUGUGGAAACACCAUUCUGAACAAGGUGGUGUUCGGAAUUGGAGCUGAAGCAUGCGUUAUAGACACCAAUAAAAUCGCUGGUAUUCAAGUCACCGUGGUCGACACGCCUAGCUGGAACUGGGUUUCUGCAGAGGACACGUCUGAAGAACUUAAGCAGGAACUCAAAAGAAGCUCUGAGAUGCUUGGUGGAGGCCCCCAUGCGUUUCUUCUGGUUUAUCCUCUAGGAGCACCAUUUGUGAAGAGGCACAAGAUUGCAGUGCAGGAGCAUUUAGAGCUUUUUGGAUCUGAUGUUUGGGACCACACCAUGGUGUUGUUUUCUAGAGGAGAUUGGUUGGGGGAGAAGACUGUUGAACAGCAUUUAGAGGGAGCGAAGGAAGAACUCCAGUGGUUGGUGAAACAGUGUAAGGACAGGUAUCAUGUUCUCAACAAUAAAGUCAGAACAGAUGAGAUGCAAGUCGUAGAACUACUGGAGAAGAUAAAGAGGAUGAUACUAAAGAAGAGGAAGUGGAGCAAGACUGAACCACCUGAACUGUCUGGAGAAACAUCUGCUGCUGCUGAACUGGGAGAACCUUCAUUUAAAAGACCAAAGUGACCAUGACUUUUUGUUGUUAGGUCUAUAUUAUGCAUGAUUUUAUGAUUUUUAUUUUUGUAUUUUAUUUUCUUUUAUGUUACUUGUAGAAAAUAAGGAAACAUAAUCUGAGGUUAUGUUCAUCUGAUUUCUAGAAAAUAAAUUCAAUCACUAAAUAAAUAAUAAAAAAAA